Rhea pennata is the source of this 1377-nucleotide messenger RNA. The record is from the annotation of a RefSeq genome assembly. Lineage: Eukaryota; Metazoa; Chordata; Aves; Rheiformes; Rheidae.
AUGCUAAAAAUUAUUAUCCCAACAAUCAUACUCCUCCCCAUAACCCUCCUCUCACCCCCCAACUUCCUAUGAACAAACACUACCGCCUACAGCCUCCUAAUUGCCGCCAUCAGCCUGCAAUGGCUCCACCCGACAUACUUCCCCCAUAAAAACCUCUCCGUAUGGGCAGGCAUUGACCAAAUUUCAGCCCCCCUUCUAGUUCUAUCCUGCUGACUACUUCCUCUCAUACUCAUAGCCAGCCAAAACCACCUACAACAAGAACCCCUAACACGAAAACGCAUCUUUAUCGCCACUCUAAUCACAAUCCAACCUUUUAUCCUCCUAGCUUUCUCAGCCACCGAACUAAUCCUAUUCUACAUCUCAUUCGAAGCAACCCUUAUCCCCACCUUAAUCCUAAUCACCCGAUGAGGAAACCAACCGGAACGACUCAGUGCUGGCAUUUACCUCCUAUUCUACACUCUAAUCAGCUCCCUCCCACUCCUCACCACUCUCCUAUAUCUUCACGCGCAAACUGGCACCUUACACCUCCCCACCCUAGAACUAACUCAACCCCCACUGUCAUACUCAUGAACUAGCACCCUAUCCGGGCUAGCCCUCCUAAUAACAUUCAUAGUAAAAGCGCCCCUAUAUGGCCUCCACCUCUGGCUGCCCAAAGCUCACGUAGAGGCUCCCAUUGCAGGCUCCAUACUCCUAGCUGCCCUCUUACUAAAACUAGGCGGGUACGGUAUUAUGCGCAUCACCCUACUAACCGGCCCCCUCACAAGUCACCUGUGCUACCCCUUCUUGACCUUUGCCCUAUGAGGCGCACUAAUAACCAGCUCAAUCUGCCUCCGCCAAACCGACCUAAAGUCACUUAUCGCCUACUCCUCCGUAAGCCACAUAGGCCUAGUUAUCGCGGCCUGCAUAAUCCAAACUGACUGAGCAUUCUCAGGGGCCAUAAUCCUCAUAAUCGCACACGGCUUGACCUCCUCCAUGCUAUUCUGCCUAGCCAACACCAACUACGAACGAACACAUAGCCGAAUCCUACUCCUAGCACGAGGCAUACAACCCCUCCUCCCCCUUAUAAGCACAUGAUGACUACUAGCUAACCUUACAAACAUAGCACUCCCGCCCACUACCAACCUAAUAGCAGAGCUCACAAUCAUAAUCGCACUCUUCAACUGGUCUCCGUUCACCAUUAUCCUGACCGGCCUUGCAACACUUCUUACCGCCUCAUACACCCUCUUCAUACUCCUAACAACCCAACGUGGACCACUACCCACCUUCAUCUCAUCAAUCCCAAACUCAAAUACACGAGAACACCUACUAAUAACCCUACAUAUUCUCCCCAUACUCCUCCUCAUACUAAAACCGGAACUUAUCACAGGGGCCCUCUAA